Molecule: messenger RNA, 928 nt
Organism: Aegilops tauschii subsp. strangulata
Lineage: Eukaryota; Viridiplantae; Streptophyta; Magnoliopsida; Poales; Poaceae
Source: RefSeq, a predicted model, not a curated record
GCCGGAAGAGGACGAGUACGUGAAAUAGCUAAAUCUGUUUUGUUUUUUGAGUAGCUUGAUCUCACGACAUGCAUGUUUUUCUGCUUAAUUUCGUUGAUUAAUGUACUUUCUUGCUUGCAGACUUCUCAAGGGAUUGGUGGCUCAUUAUGGGAAUCGGAGAUGGGAGGAGAUUUCAAAACACCUCCCAGGACGGAUUGGGAAGCAGUGCCGUGAGCGCUGGACAAAUCACCUGCAGCCCAACCUCAAGAAUCAAGCCCCGUGGACCGAGGAGGAGGACAGGAAGCUGAUCGAGGAGCACAAGACCUUAGGGAACAGUUGGUCAAAGAUCGCAAAACGCCUCUUCGGUCGAUCGGAGAACUCCAUCAAGAAUCAUUGGUACGGGACAAAGCGGGGCCUAACAUCGAAGGGUCGGUUCAGGAAGCGUCGGUUCUCCCUCCUCGAGGAGUAUAUCCGCAGCACAACCGCGGGUGACAAGAGCGUGGCAUCACCAUCGCAGUCAUCCGCUCCGCCGCCCGGCCUCGGGAGUGGCGGCCAGGUCGUUCCAAGUGCCUCUGCAAUGCUGGCCGUCUCCAGCCUACCCGGGAUGGGUACGUACCUCCACCCAGGCAAUGCGCCUGGAUCAUCGUCCCAGGGAGCGACCAUGAACUUGAGCUCGCUGCUGCCAGAACUCAAUACCUACAGCGGUGAGAUGCAGCAGCGAUACAACUCCUCCCCGUCCUUCCCGCCCAACAACCUGCUGCACUAUGGACCACCGCCGGCAUCUCAGCAAAUGUUUAGCCAGCGCCUACAGGGGCAGGAUGCAUGCGCGAAUGUGAACCUGUCCUCGUUACUCAAGAGUCUCGGUCUUGGUGGCAGCUACUACUGCAGCGAGACGGGCCGCACAAGCGCCGGUGGCAUCGAUGAUCUGGACAACAUCAACAUCGUCUAG